AUGUCGUCAGCUCAACUACAAAAAGGUCGAGGGCGUGCCCGAUCAACAACUCAUUCAGCUGCACCACCGCCUCCAUCCAUUACUCCGUCUACUGAUAUUUCAACAACCUCGACACCAUUGACAUUUGAUAAUUCGUCAACUUCUGAUAGUCCUGCUAUCGAUCAGUCAGUGUCACCACCAGCAAUAACAACCGACCAGAGUAGACCAGACACCGGUUAUUCAUCAAUAUCAACUAGUUCACAACCAUCUCCACCCACCCGACCGGUUGUUACAACUGCUCGGGGUCGUGCAGAUCGUUUGAAACGAAAUGUGGCACCCGAAGAUCCUCAUUGGACUGUGAGCGAUCUGACUGCGAUACAAUUUCAAUCUAAUACACGACCAGUGAAACCCGAUGAAUUAGGUACAAUUGGUCAACCAAUUCAAGUCAUCGCCAACUAUUUUCCUAUACUGCAAUAUCCACGUAGAGGUCUUGUUUACAGAUAUCAUAUUCAAAUACAUGACUGGAAGAAUCUCGAAAUUCAUCGUGAUCGCCGACGGCUAGUAUACAACUUAUGGUUGCAACAAUAUUGUGGAAAAUAUACAAAAAUCGAUCGACAUAAAAUUGUCUUCGAUAACCUAUCGACCAUUCUCACAUUCAAUCAACCAUUAUUUGAUAUUGACGGAACUGCCACUGUUCAAGAAAUAAAAGCACCAAAUCGCUCAAAUCGACUAGUAACUCACAAAGUCAUCGUUCGGAGAGCAGGAGAGCCGAUUGAUCUAGCUCUAAUACAGAACUUUGAUGAAAUCCUUCAUACAGAGAAUCGAUUGAACAACACACCACAAGAUCUUGAUAUCAUCAAACAAAUUCUAUCGAUUGCAUUGCAUGAAAAUUGUUCAUUUCAUGCAACUGCUAUUUACGAUAGAUUGUUUUUUGCACAGACUACACCUGAACAACAUGGAGAAUGGGAUCUUGGCUUAGGAAAAGCAUUAUGGCGAGGAUUUUAUUCAUGUCUUGUCUUUUCUAAAGGAGCACAUCACCUUCUAAUGAACCUUGAUAUCAAUCAUGGUGUGUUUAUGAAAAAACAACCAUUUCUUGAAUUUCUUUGUGAAAUAAUGUUACACAGUCCAUGUGGUAAAAAACGAUAUGGUGGUCGUCAACGAAAUGUUCAGAAAGUUCAUGGCGAUGAUGUUCUUGAAUUUCUUGACAUCAGAAAUCCGACAUACCAAAUUGAAAUGAAUUUUCUACUCAAACACUGUAAAAAUGUCCGAGUUCGAUCACAAGAUGCAAGUAAACCGAUAGUAUAUAGUAUUUCCAAAUUAGGAAAAUCGGCGUCAACACAAGAAUUCAUAUGGAAAGGAAGUAAAAAUAAAACGGUCACAGUUGAAAAUUAUUAUAAAGAACAUUAUGGACUGGUGUUGAAGUACCCAUCUUUGCCGACAUUAGAGAUGCACAAUAGGUCGUAUAUACCAAUGGAGCUUGUUGACGUUGAACCAGCUAGAGUAAAAAAAAUCACUGAUGAGCAAAGAGCUCUUAUGUGCAGACAGUCAACAAUGCAUCCUUCCGUUUAUAUUAAAUCUAUUAACGAGAUUCGAAAGAAUCCUAAAAAGCAAUGUUUCGAAGAAGAUCCAUUUAUUGCUGCUUGGAAUAUGAAUGUUUCGACUGACAUGUUGACAUUACCAGCCCGGGUGCUACCGAUGCCUGAAAUAGUUUACACUGAUCAGUAUCAUGUCACUUCUGGUGCAGUUCGAGAUAUGGGUACGUGGCAGAUGAAGCCAACUCGAUUUCACACACCAGCCAAGUUUCCAGCUGUUUGGGGAAUGAUCAAUUUAUCAUCACUAGAUCAACAUGCAUGUGAAGAUUUUUACAAUGAGCUUUCCAAUAUUGCUGUAGAGCGAGGUAUGGAAUGCUGCCCACCCGUAAUCUAUGAAGAAUAUGAUUCAAGAAAAAGCACAAUUAAUGGAAUAAUCGGUGUUCUGAACCAGAUCUUGAAAAAAAAUAAGGGUUGUAAUUUUUUCGUCGUAAUUUUAUCGGUGAACGGUAAAUUGAAAAGUGACCUAUAUGGUUUAUUCAAGAAAUUGUGUGAAUUAGAGUUUGGCCAUGGGGCCGUCACGCAAAUGAUUCAACAGAGAAAUGCAGUAGUUGGAAAACAAAAAGAUAAAGCGAGAUGGGACUAUGCGAAGUUGAACAAUAUUUUACUAAAAAUAAAUACAAAACUUAAUGGAAUAAAUGCUGUUCUAAAAGUGCAUGAUGUUAUCGAACGAUUCUUCUCGCAUGGUCAUCGUGUCAUGUAUGUUGGAGCCGAUCUCAGUCAUGCUCCACCAAGUGCUCGUAGUCAACCUUCUGUUGUAGCUGUCGUUGCAUCAGCUGAUGAUGUACCUAGUCGAUAUUUCAAAGAAGUUUAUCAACAGCACCGACCAGAAAGCGCAAGAAAUGAAAGUCGGGAAUACAUCGUCGACAUGAAGGCGAUCAUGAAGUCUUUAAUUCAGCAAUAUGAACGACAUCGAGGUUAUCCCCCAAACGCCAUCGUUAUGUAUCGUGAUGGAAUAUCUGAAAGUGAAUUCGAUACUGUCUUCGAAAAAGAACUCACAGCAAUACGUGAAGCUUGUGUUGAACUGUCACCCGUGUAUCGACCAUAUCUUACAUAUAUUGUUGUUAAUAAGAGACAUCACACAAGAUUCUUUCCGACGAACUCAGACAAGAACGUACAAGCCGGUACAGUAGUCGAUUCGCAUGAUAUUACGAAUCCUACUACUUAUGAUUUUUAUUUGAACAGUCAUCAUGGAGCAUUAGGAACAAGUCGACCAACACAUUAUCAUGUGUUGUACGAUGAUAAUAAACUACGACCGGAUGAAGUUCAAAUGUUGACCUAUGCUCUUUGCUAUACGUAUGCUCGAUGUACUCGUUCAGUGUCGAUUCCAGCACCAGUAAAAUAUGCAGAUUUAUUAGCAUUGCGUGGUACUUAUUAUGUAGGGAAUACCGAUGAUUCAGACACAGAAUCCAUUGUUUCAGAACCUCUUGUUGCUGUUGGUGAAGAAAAAGACAUAAAGAAUACAAUCACAAGUGAACGUAUAGUUCUAAGUGGGAAGAUUGCGAAUGAUUGCCCUUUCUUUCUAUAG
Molecule: messenger RNA, 3096 nt
Organism: Rotaria socialis
Lineage: Eukaryota; Metazoa; Rotifera; Eurotatoria; Philodinida; Philodinidae
Source: the annotation of a GenBank genome assembly